CCGGAGCCCGGCUCGGAAGUGUGUCCCUCUGCCGUCGCCGGUUGGGAUGUGACUCCGGUGGCCUUCGUCUGUCAGUCUCGGAGACCUCGGCGGUGUGGCCCGAGGGGCCGCGGGACGCCAGCUGAGCCCCGGGCCCCACUCCCAGGCUUGUGCCAUGAUGGCCGGAGCCCGGCUCGGGACGUGGGCCCGGCUUCCGCCGCUCCUGUCUCUCCUGCUACUGCUGUGCCCUGGCGUAUCCGAGGCCCAGGGGCUCCAAGCUUGUGAAUUGGCCUGGAAAGUCACUGAAGUCAAGGAGAACUCCCUGCCCAAGGAGGCCAUUGCCAACAUCAGCGUGCCGGAGGGGCAGGGCCUGCACCUGGAUGAAUCCAUCCACCAGGACAUGUUCAGAGUCGAAGGCCACCAGCUGUUCCUGACCGAGGCCCCGGACUAUGAGACGAACCAAACGCUGAUGGCCUACCUGGUGUGCAAGAAGGGCCAAAGCCCGGUCUCACGGCUGAACGUGUUAGUGUACGUUGGCAACGUGAACGACAACGGGCCUGUUUUUCGUGAGCCCCAGCUGACGGUGAACGUGAGCGAGGACACCCAAGUGGGCACGGUGGUCAUCUCAGAGGACCGGCUGCAGGCAGAGGACAAGGACGGGGAUACCCUGUUCUACGAACUUCAGGGCCUCAAUCCGGACGCAAACAAUUACUUCGCCCUGGUGGCAGUGAACAACCCGGCCAUAAAGUUGAACCAGACUCUGGACUAUGAGAGAAACGACUCUAUGACGUUCCACCUCAUUGCCCGGGACACGCAGGACCCCAACGAUCCAGGCGGUCACAACGCCACGGCCACGGUCACCGUGAGCAUCCAGCAGGCGGACCUGCGGCCCCCCUGGUUCCUGCCCUGCGCCUUUACCGACGGCAAGAUCUGCAUCAACACCGGCUACCGAGGCUCCAUCCCCAUCGACAAAGUCCAGACGGAGGCUGUGACUCUAUACCCCGGUCCCCUCAAAGCCAUCGACGGUGACAGGGCCAUCGAUGAGGAAAUCCAGUACCGAAUUUUAUAUGGAAACACCAAUGACACGUUCAAGAUAGACUCCAAGACGGGCAGCAUCACGAUGACCAAAGCCGUCCACACCAACAUGACCUUCAACCUGGGCAUCCUGGCCGAACAGGUGAUCAAUAAACAGAGAUGGAGCACCACCCAGGUGACGCUGCAGGUGGCUGUGGGUAACGCUAACCAACCAGUGUUCGAGAAGCAGCAGUACCGGGGCACCCUACCCAGCGGCAGCGGGCCCAACGUUCCCGUCAGGGACCUGGCGGACCCCAGCAGCCUUCUCAUCCUCAGGGCCACCGACGCAGACUUCCAAAGUGGCUACAAUCCGGCCAUCCGCUACCGCGUUCUGGGGAACGACCUUUUCGACGUGGUCCAAGGGAUCGUGUUGACCAGGGCCAAGCUGGGGGAAGCGAAGACGUUCUCCAUGAAGGUCGAAGCUCUGGACGAGAUGACUUUCGAUAAAGCCGAGACGGAUCUGGAGGUGACGGUCACAGCUGGCCCAGGUGGGACGACGGCCGUCCCCACCUCGGCCACCAGCGGUACCCCGGCCCCUACCCCUGAGACAUCCGGCCCCACCUCCACACUGCCCACCGCCACCCCCACGCCCACACUGUCCGGAUCCACCGCCACCCCCUCGCCCACACUGUCCCGAUCCACCGCCACCCCCUCGCCCACAUCGUCCGGAUCCUCCGCCCCGGCCUCCUCCACCACCACCAUCACCACCACACAGACGGGCCCCAGCCCCGAGUCCCCCCAGACCUCCAGCCCCCCAAACCCCACCCCCUCCCGCAGCCCCCUCUCCACCACCAAGACCAGCCCGGGGGCAGGGACCCUGACCCCCAUCCCGGGGGGUUCCACCGGCACCACCCCACCGGGAUCUACGACGGGAAACCCCGAGCCAUCCACUCCUGCGGUGACUACGGGGCAGACUAACCGCCCCCCUGAUUCAACAGAGGGGGUGCCCGUCUUGAUCGAGAAGUCCAAGUACUCCCAGGACAUGGCGAUCCUCGGUGGGGUCCUGGGGGCUCUCCUCCUCCUCUGCCUGGUGGCCCUCGGGGUCCUGCUCUACAAGCAACACAGGUCUCGGUUCCAGACUUACUUCAUGACUAAAUCGCCGGACAAGGACCCCAGAGGCAUUCACAUCAACCCGAGUUUCCUGGACGAAGAGUCUCCCACCUGGGAGACGCCCCCAGAACCCGAGCCGGAGAAGAAAGCCAUGCCCGUCGACCAGAACGAGACCCCCUGGGACAAGGCUAAGAGCGGCCCGCCGUCGCCGCCCCCCACGGAGGGUGAUGUCCCCCAAGCCCCCUCCGGGGAGGAGGACUCCGAGAGCGACAAGGAGGUGAAAUCCAUCCUGACCAAGGAGAGGAAGCCGGAACAGAACGGCUACAAGGCGGUGUGGUUCGGAGAGGACAUCGGGGCCGAGGUGGACGUGGUGGUCAUCAAUGACCGGGUCGGGGAUGAAGAGGAGGAGGAGGAGGAGGAGGAGGGAGAAGAAGGGGAGAAGCAGCAGGAGGAAGAGGAAGAAAUAGCGAAUUCCAUUCAAUUCACAUCCUUCCGGCCGGCGCGAGACCAGGCCGGCACAGAAUCCAACGUCUCCCACAUCUGAGGGGGCCCAGGGAGUGGUUGACCCCUCUGCGGGACAACUGAGGCCAGAGGUCAAAGGUCAUCACGUCUCGGCCACCACCUGACUGCUCAAAUAGUACCCGGGCUCCGCGGGAGGCACGGCGAGGGUAGGAGGGUGACUGCCCCAGGUCCAACUAGGAUCUUCCGAAAGGAAUUUGUCAAGCGCUUUCGGUGUGUCAGGCACUGUACUAAACGCCGGGGUGGAUACAAGAUAAUG
Molecule: messenger RNA, 2881 nt
Organism: Ornithorhynchus anatinus (platypus)
Lineage: Eukaryota; Metazoa; Chordata; Mammalia; Monotremata; Ornithorhynchidae
Gene: CDHR5
Product: cadherin related family member 5
Exons: 15
Coding region: 155-2647 (830 amino acids)
Biological process (GO): calcium-dependent cell-cell adhesion; multicellular organism development; adherens junction organization
Cellular component (GO): membrane; catenin complex; adherens junction
Molecular function (GO): cadherin binding; calcium ion binding
Source: RefSeq, a predicted model, not a curated record